Molecule: messenger RNA, 2402 nt
Organism: Magnolia sinica
Lineage: Eukaryota; Viridiplantae; Streptophyta; Magnoliopsida; Magnoliales; Magnoliaceae
Product: probable metal-nicotianamine transporter YSL12
Exons: 6
Coding region: 165-2231 (688 amino acids)
Cellular component (GO): membrane
Molecular function (GO): oligopeptide transmembrane transporter activity
Source: RefSeq, a predicted model, not a curated record
CGAUGACUAUAAAUUUUAACUGAUUUACCGCUAUAAGUACAAGAAAAUUACUUAUGAGCGAUAUCCAAAAGGCUCUAAUUGACCAACCCAAAAAAAUCGCCUGACCUUAUAAAUGCUAAAGGAAUUCACAUUCCAAACUGAACCACAAUCAUCCCAUAUUCACCAUGGAUGGCAAGGCCUCGGACAUGGAGAACAAGAGCGCAAAGAAAGACGAAGCUGUUCUAUCCAUAGAGCAGAUUUAUGAGUGCGAAGAAGUCCCGGGAUGGCGAGAGCAGCUGACGUUUAGAGCUUUCGUUGUGAGCUUCAUGUUGUGUGUCAUGUUUAGCGUUAUCGUGAUGAAGCUCAACCUGACCACCGGGAUCGUACCUUCUCAAAACAUAUCUGCUGGUUUGAGGGGUUUUUUCUUCGUGAAGAUAUGGACCAAGCUCCUUGAGAAAUCCCGUCUGUUGAAGCAGCCGUUUACGAGGCAGGAAAAUACGGUUAUACAGACGUGCGUGGUCGCCGCCUCCAGCAUCGCCUCCAGUGGAGGCUUUGGGAGUUACCUUCUUGGGAUGAGUGAGAAAAUCGCAAAUCAAACGACGGAAAAGAAUGGCCCACAGAAUAUCAAGAACCCUGCACUAGGAUGGAUGAUCGGGUUUUUCUUUGUCAUUAGUUUUCUCGGGCUUUUCUCUGCGGUGGCCCUCAGAAAGAUCAUGAUCAUUGACUAUAAGCUGACAUACCCCAGCGGAACUGCGACUGCACACCUUAUCAAUAUCUUCCACACCCCUCAGGGAAUGAAGCUAGCAAAGAAACAGGUGAAAGCACUUGUCAAGUUCUUGUCCUUCAGUUUCAUCUGGGGUUUUGUCCAGUGGAUUUUCAGGGCAGGACAUGACUGUGGAUUUUCAUAUUUCCCUGCAUUUGGUCUCGAAGCCUACAAAAACAGAUUCUACUUGGACUUCUCAGCUUCCUAUGUUGGCAUUGGAAUGAUUUGCCCUUACAUUGUUAACAUCUCUUUGCUGGUUGGCUCUAUUCUGUCAUGGGGAAUUCUGUGGCCCCUCAUAGGAACUAAAAAGGGUGAUUGGUACGUUGCGGAUCUCGGGCCUGACAACCUUCACGGCCUCCAAGGCUACAGGGUCUUCAUCGCCAUUGCCAUUAUCCUGGGGGACAGCCUCUACAACUUCUUCAAGGUUAUCAGCAUAACAACCUCCUCCUUUCUUCAAAAAAUGCGUGAGAAAGACACUAACGUAAUCCCCGUGAUCAACCAACUCUCUCCCACCAAGCCAUCCAUGUCCUACGACGACCAUCGCCGGACUGAACUCUUUCUAAAAGAUCAAAUCCCAACACGGGUAGCAGUUGGGUGCUACAUAGCCAUUGCUGCCAUCUCAAUAGCCACUUUACCACACAUCUUUCCCCAACUCAAGUGGUACUACGUCUUAGUUGUUUACAUCUUCGCUCCAGUCCUAGCCUUCAGUAACGCCUAUGGUUUCGGACUCACUGACUGGUCCCUUGCUUCCACCUAUGGAAAGCUUGCCAUCUUCACCAUUGGCGCAUGGGCAGGAGCUUCACAUGGUGGGGUGCUUGCAGGGCUUGCCUCGUGUGGUGUCAUGUUCAACAUUGUCCAGACAGCUGCAGACCUCAUGGGAGACUGCAAGACAGGUUACUUAACACUAGCUUCGCCUCGGUCCAUGUUUGUCAGCCAAGUAAUCGGGACCACAAUGGGCUGUGUCAUUGCUCCUUGCAUCUUCUGGCUAUUUUACAAAGCCUUCCAUGACAUUGGCACUCCUGGAACGGAAUACCCUGCCCCUUACGCACUCAUUUACCGUAACAUGGCAAUACUUGGUGUUGAUGGUUUCUCUUCCCUGCCAAAGCACUGCCUCACCCUCUGCUACAUGUUUUUUGCUGGUGCUAUUAUCAUCAACUUAGUGAGAGAUGUUGUGGGGAAAAGGGUCGCGAGGAUGGAAAGGCUAAUUCCACUCCCGAUGGCAAUGGCAAUUCCAUUCUAUAUUGGGCCAUACUUCGCCAUUGAUAUGUGCGUGGGGAGCUUGAUACUGUUCAUAUGGCAGCAGACAAACAAGGCCAAGGCGGACAAAUUCGCACCCGCAGUGGCAGCCGGUUUAAUUUGUGGUGACGGGAUAUGGACAUUGCCACAGUCGGUGCUUGCUUUGGCCAAUGUUUACCCACCCAUCUGCAUGAAAUUUCUAUCAAGGAAUCAGGAAAGGAAAGUGGAAAGUUUCUUAGCCAAGUUAUCUUAAUAGCAGAAGCCAGUUGGCAUGUGUCUCUACGGUCAAUAUUCCAGUGUGAGUAUGUAUAAAAGUUAAGCCUAUGCAGCAAUGACGAGAAUUCAAACUCGGCAUUCAAUCCAAUAGCCCCAUGUAGAAACUAAAGUUGUUUGAUAUAUUAUCACCUAGCAACAGUGUUUGCAA